This is a messenger RNA of Carassius gibelio (silver crucian carp), 2046 nucleotides long. Its product is annotated as synaptotagmin-1-like. Bases 22 to 1227 code for a protein of 401 amino acids. Gene Ontology annotation, cellular component: synaptic vesicle membrane; axon; dense core granule. Lineage: Eukaryota; Metazoa; Chordata; Actinopteri; Cypriniformes; Cyprinidae. The transcript has 8 exons. Gene Ontology annotation, biological process: cellular response to calcium ion; regulation of dopamine secretion; synaptic vesicle endocytosis. The record is from RefSeq and is a predicted model, not a curated record. Gene Ontology annotation, molecular function: clathrin binding; calcium-dependent phospholipid binding; phosphatidylserine binding.
UUCCAGUGACCCACUGGUCCCAUGCAUUUCACCAUGACACAAGGACCGACAUUAAAACCAACUAAAACCCUUCACACCAGCACCACAACAGCUGCUCCAGGCUUCCUGGCCUCUUUACUGGACAGGAUUCCUUUGCCAAGAUGGGCCAUCUAUGCUAUAUUCACUGCCAUCGUCCUGCUCAUUCUCAUCUGUGUGAUAUGCUGCUGUGUAAAAUGCUGCUGCAAAGGGAAAAAGAAGAGGAAGAAGAAGCUGGACCAGAAGAUCAGUAUGAAAGGGAUCUCAGGAACUACAACCGCAGCACUGGUCCAGCCCGAGACAGAGGAUGUGGAGUACGGCUCAGAUGACCAGCAGAGAGGAAAACUGCAGUACUCACUGGAGUUCAACGCAUCCAGAUCAGAGCUGACUGUAGGGAUAAAAGAAGCUGCCGAUCUGAAAGCGAUGGACUCAGGAGGAACAUCUGACCCUUAUGUGAAAGUCUACAUUUGUCCCAACAAGUCCAAAACAUUUGAGACGAAAGUCUUCAGGAAAACCCUUAACCCAGUGUUCAAUGAACAUUUCAAAUAUCAGAUCCCUCAGAAGGAGCUGAUUGAGUCGACACUGGUGAUGCAAGUCUAUGACUUCAACAGAUUCUCCAAACACGACAUCAUCGGUGAGAUCAGACUCAGUCUGUCCACUGUGGACUGGAAUCAUGUGAUUGAGGAGUGGAGAGAUCUGAGCGAAGCCUCCAAACAUGAGCAAGAACAUCUGGGGGAGAUCUGCUUUUCUCUUCGUUAUGUCCCAGCUAGUAGUAAACUCACUGUGAUCAUACUGGAAGCCAAGAACCUGAAGAUGAUGGACCACGGAGGCUCUUCAGACCCCUAUGUGAAAGUUCAAUUGAUUCUGGAUAAGAAGAAGUGGAAGAAGAAGAGAACAUCAGUGAAGAAGCAGACACUGAAUCCAUACUUCAAUGAAUCGUUCACCUUUGAAGUGUCAUUUGAAAAGAUUCAGAAAGUCCAGCUGGUCAUCUCUGUGUGGGACCAUGACAAAAUGAGCAGAAAUGAUGCGAUCGGCAAGAUAUAUCUGGGCUGUGAUGCUACAGGAAACCAGCUGCGUCACUGGGCGGACAUGCUGUCCAACCCACGCAAGCCUGUGACUCAAUGGCACACAUUACUCUCCUCUGAACAGGUGGACACAACGCUGGCCUUGAAACACACGCUAAAGAUCCCCUUCACAAACAAAGCCUUCUGAAAAACCUCCAUUCCCAUUCCUUUGUUACAAUAAUCUCAAGAAUUUCUAUAAGUUAUAAUGUAGGACAGACUAUGGACCAGGGCCAUUGUUUUUUAUAUAGUUGAUCCAUAUUGUUGUAGUGAAACAUUUCAUUACUCUCUCCUACGUUGUCUUCUCCAUAAUUUUGAGCUGUUAGCAAGUCCAAUACAUUUUACUGAAUUGUUCAUAUGAAAGUACUUUGUAAAUCUGUUUAUAAGAAUUAUCUUCUUUAGAAAUAGUAUAUAAAUUAGAAAUUAUAGUUAAAUAUAGCUGUUUGUCAUUUCAAAUAAGCUAUAAUGAUACAUAUAAUUGUAUUUGUUGUUUUAGCAUAACUUUAUCUGCCAGAUUCAUUUAAUGCUGUCACAUCACGCUAAUUUGUUGCAUUGGUUGCAUUGCAUUGGUUUGCCACUAUUCUGAUGAACCUACGUUUAAAGGAAUUUCACAGUUUUAUUGUUCAUAUUGUCUCACACAAAGAUGAAAGAAAUCAACACUUGUCCAAAUCUAGCCCAAACGGCUUAUUUCAUUUAUUGCUAAGAGGUCACAGAAAUGUGCAAAAAAAAUGUAAAGAUGCAAAAGUGCAGAACGUUUUCCCUUCCUUAUUGCCAGGUGAAUAUUUAAACAUGAUUUGAAUACUGAACAUUGAUAAUACAAAAAGUAGUUCACAAGCACUAUUAGAAUGAACAACAUCUACCCCUCUAGAAAUGUAAUGUUCUCAGAACGUCCCGCUGGUGUCAGUGACGUUCCCAGAACCUUUCCCAAGAUGGUCAUGAUGUGGAGUUCUUUAUAGGGAUGGGGGGACAU